Molecule: messenger RNA, 1834 nt
Organism: Gigantopelta aegis
Lineage: Eukaryota; Metazoa; Mollusca; Gastropoda; Neomphalida; Peltospiridae
Exons: 2
Coding region: 108-1394 (428 amino acids)
Source: RefSeq, a predicted model, not a curated record
UUGAAGGCUGAGAUAUGCCUCCCAAUGUGUAAAUGAAAUUAAACAAACUGAAUUACUAAACUAAAGAUUUUACAUCUCAUUUUAGAGUAACUCGGGUAAGGAACAACAUGCAUCAGAUACAUCUACGUCAGGCGAAGGAGAAACUUCACAAUGAAAUCCACCAGACGAUGAAGAUGUACUCCAACGAGAAGCAUCAUCUCCUCAAGCAGCUAGCCAACCUCCGCCAUGACCUCACCGACCUCAAGCUACCCGAAAUAGCGUCAAACGUAUACGACCCGUAUCAAACGCCAAGGAUUGAACCCAAGCAGCACAUGACAGAAAAACUAAAAUUUCACAAGAGUGACAAGCAUAGAAGUAAAAAUCAAGCAAGCAGUAAGAAAUCUUCAGUUAAAUGUGACACUGACACUUCUGAUUACGAAUCAGAUUUUGAAAAGUCGGUGAGUGAUACAGAUCAAACAUUAUUUGGAGAUCAUAAAGAUCUAGACUUGAUCAUCAAUGAUGAUAAAUCGGUGUCGGAUUUACCUUCUAAUGUCGUCUUGGGAAGUCAUCCAAACACUCAGUGGUAUUCUGGGAAAUAUUUACGACACUCAUCACUAGAUCAUGCAGCUAAAUCACAGACCGUGCAACAAAAACCCAACACUGCCCUCUAUCCAGAAAUAUCGCAGAAACAUAUCGCAACACUCGCAGUUCAAGACAGACAGAGAUGUGAGAUAAAAUUGCCGACAAUCAAAGGAAUUAACAAGAAGAAAGUUAAAUUUGAUGGCAAAACUGCUGUCAAACUAAUACCACACGAACCAAACACAAACCUAACGAAAAUGGCGUACGAAUCACAGCAGAGGAAACAGAGAUCAGAGAAACUCCCACCUAUCGAGGACUGGAAAAUGAGGAGAGCUGCUAAAGGUCAGAUGAGGGGGAGGAGUAGUCCCACAGGUAUAUACUUACCUCCCCUCAAAAGUCAAAAACAGAAGAGAACUCUGGAGGUAAUUCCGGAAACCCUCGCAGAAUCAGCCGAGUGGAAAGCGCUGUACCUGAACAUCCACGAUGAGGACACGCGUAACAAGACACUGUCAGACAUUCUCCACGCGGUCAGAAUCAGAAUGCAGAAUAACGAGCGCAGCUUAAAGUUUGGCGAACGGAGAAGUCCAGACAAAACAGACAAUUUCUUGUGUGACUAUUUGCUCAAUUCACAGUCAAAGAAAGACAGGCGACGUAGAGGACAGAUUCCCAGCCAUGCAGCAGAGAGAUGCUUUCGGCGAUCGAACGCGGUACACCUACAAAACUACCUUCACAAGCUGUCUCGACAACGGCGCAUGAUCGAACACAUGGCUGGGGAGGAGUACAGACUGACACACAUUGUUGGACACAAACACUUACAAGAUGCCCUGCCAAUGUAACAGUUCAUGGAGACACCUACACUAAGAGUAAAAACUCUCACAGACUGACACACAUUGGACACAAACAUUUACAAGAUGCCCUGCCAAUGUACAGUUCAUGGAGACAACUACACUAGAGUAAAAACUCUCACAGACUGACACACAUUGGAUACAAACAUUUACAAAAUGCCCUGCCAUUCUAACCGAUCAUGGAGACAACUACACUAGAGUAAAAACUCCUAACAGACUGACUCACAUUGGAUACAAACAUUUACAAGAUGCCCUGCCAAUCUAACUGUUCAUGGAGGCAAAAACUCUAAAAUUACCCGUAUGUAAUCUGAUUCUGGACUCACUUUUUGCUUAAAUGUUGGCUCAUGUUCCUCAUAGUGCAAGCAGCUUUAACGUUAUGGUGGUUUAAUAAAGAACUGUGUCAAACUGAAAGAUAACAGCACUUUACAAGA